Messenger RNA from Bursaphelenchus xylophilus (pine wood nematode), 1526 nucleotides. NCBI's taxonomy places the organism in Eukaryota, Metazoa, Nematoda, Chromadorea, Rhabditida, Aphelenchoididae. The record is from the annotation of a GenBank genome assembly.
AUGUUGAAGUUCGUGAGCGUGGCGCUGGUGUGCGCGUUGGUGUUCAGCGCCGAGGUGGAGGAAGAGGACCACGUCCUGGUGUUGACCAAGGUAAGAGAUUGAAGUCGAGUGUCAGGUUAUUGUUGUGAUUUUAGGACAACUUCCAAGAGGUCCUCGAGAAGCACCCCUACGUUUUGGUCGAAUUCUACGCCCCAUGGUGCGGUCACUGCAAAGCCUUGGCCCCCGAAUACGCCAAGGCCGCCACUCAGCUGGCUGAAGAGGGAUCCGACAUCAAGUUGGGCAAAGUUGACGCCACCGUUCACUCCGAACUCGGCUCGGCCCACGAGGUUCGCGGCUACCCAACCCUGAAGCUGUUCCGCAACGGAAAGCCACAAGAGUACACCGGCGGACGUGACCAGGCCUCCAUUGUCAACUGGCUGAAGAAGAAGACUGGCCCACCAGCCAAGGAACUCAAGUCUAUUGAUGAACUCAAGGCCUUCAAGGAGGAGUCUGAAGUCAAUGUUGUCGCCUACUACAAGUCUGCCGAUGACGCCAAGGCCUACCUCGAAGUUGCCGCUGCUCUUGACGAUGUUCCAUUCGGCAUCACCUAUGAUGAGGAGACCGCCAAGAACGCAUUGGAACUGAAGAAGGAGGGCAUCGUUCUCUUCAAGAAGUUCGAUGAUGGCCGCUCUGACUUCGACGAGAAAGUUGAGGAAUCCGGAGCCAACUUGAAGGCCUGGAUCCAGGCCAACCGCCUCCCAUUGGUCUCUGAAUUCACUCAAGAAACCGCCUCCAUCAUCUUCGGAGGAGAGAUCAAGUCCCACAACUUGUUGUUCAUCUCCAAGGAAUCCGCCGACUUCGAGAAGAUCGAAACCGAAUUCCGAAACGCCGCCAAGACCUUCAAGGGAAAAGUUCUCUUCGUCUACAUCAACACUGACAUCGAAGACAACGCCAGAAUCAUGGAGUUCUUCGGUCUGAAGGGCGACGAUCUCCCAUCCAUCCGUCUGAUCUCUCUGGAAGAGGACAUGACCAAAUUCAAGCCCGACUUUGCCGACAUCACCACCGAGAACAUUGUCAAGUUCACUCAGACCUACCUCGACGGAAACCUGAAGCCUCAUCUGAUGUCCGAAGAUGUGCCAGAGAACUGGGACAAAGAGCCCGUUAAAGUGUUGGUCGGAAAGAACUUUGAAGAAGUUGCCCGCGACAAGUCCAAGAACGUUUUGGUCGAGUUCUACGCCCCAUGGUGCGGCCAUUGCAAGCAGUUGGCCCCCACCUGGGACAAGCUCGGAGAGAAGUACAAGGAUCACGAGAACAUUGUCAUCGCCAAGAUGGACGCCACCACCAACGAGCUGGCCGACGUCAAGGUCCAGUCCUUCCCCACCAUCAAGUUCUUCCCCGCCAACUCGAACAAGGUCAUCGACUACACCGGUGAGCGAACCCUCGACGGAUUCACCAAGUUCCUCGAGUCCGGCGGCAAGGACGGCGCCGGCCCAUCCGACACCGACAAGGCCGAGGAGGAGGCCGAUGAGGGACACACCGAGCUCUAA